AUGAAAUUCCCCGGCUCCGUCCUCGUCUCCGUCGUCCUGUUCGUGGCCGAGACGGCGGCCGCGCUGUGCCUGAGCGGCGCGUACCGGGCGGCGGGGGACCGCAUGUGGCAGUGGCUGACGCUGCUCUUCGCCCUGCUGCCCUGCGCGCUGGUGCAGCUCAGCCUGGUCUUCAUCCACCGCGACGUGAGCCGCGACCGGCCGCUGGUGCUGCUGCUGCACCUCCUGCAGCUCGGGCCCCUCGUCAGGUGUGUGGAAGUCUUUUACAUUUACUUCCAUGCUGGCAGAGUCGAAGAGCCGUAUGUCAGCAUCACGAAGAAGAGGCAGAUGCCCAAGGAUGGGUACUCCGAAGAAGUUGAGAAGGAAGUGGGCCAGGCCGAAGGCAAGCUGUGUACGCACAGGUCUGCAUUCAGCAGGGCCUCUGUGAUCCAGGCAUUCCUCGGCUCAGCCCCCCAGCUCACGCUCCAGCUCUACAUCUGUGUCCUGCAGCAGGAGAUAACGGCUGCCAGAAGUGUAUUUAUGGUCCUUUCUCUCCUGUCAAUUGUAUAUGGCGCCUUACGCUGCAACAUCCUGGCUAUUAAGAUUAAGUAUGAUGAUUACGAUAUCAGUGUGAAACCAGCUGCCUACCUCUGCAUAUUCAUGUGGAGAAGCUUUGAGAUUGCUACACGGGUUACAGUGCUGGUCCUUUUCAGCUCAGUCCUUCAGAUCUGGACUCUCCCCGUUGUGCUAGUGAAUUUCUUUGUUUUUUUCUUUUACCCGUGGAUUCUCUUCUGGCAAAGCAAGUCCCCGUUUCCCGAGAACAUAGAGAAGGCAUUGAGCAGGGUCGGCACCACCAUUGUCUUGUGCCUUCUCACCUUCUUGUACGCAGGCAUUAACAUGUUCUGCUGGUCGGCAGUGCAGGUGAAGCUCAAUGAUCCUGACUUAAUUAACAAGUCUCAAAACUGGUACUGUCUGACUGUGUAUUACAUGCUGCGAUUCAUUGAGAAUGCAUUCCUCCUGCUGAUGUGGUACAUCUAUAAAACUGAUAUCUACUUGUACGUCUGUGCCCCGUUGUUGGUCUUGCAGCUCCUGAUAGGUUACUGCAUGGCUGUCCUCUUCAUGUUGGUGUUCUACCAGUUCUGUCACCCGUGCAAAAAACUCUUUUCAUCCAGCAUUACCGAAGGUUUGCUCUCCUGUUUCAAGUUCCUCUGCUUUGUUUGCAAGCCUCCCAAAUCCACCAGAGUAACAGACAAGGCAGAGUUGAAAUCAUCUGAAAAUGCUGAUGAAUCACAAAGCAGUAACAAGACAACAGAUUCUCAAAAUGGGAAUCGUCAUCAAAGUGUUUCUUCCAAUGCCUAGUAUAACUGGAAACAAGUAUGUGCCUUGGGAAGGUUGCAGGUCACCUGCUGGGAAUGUUGGGCAUCUUGGAUAUUGUGUCUUGUGGGUGGGUUUUCUUUCUUGCAGGUGUAUGCUGCAUGAAGACUGACAAGCCUACCUUUAUGGAAAACGUUGCUUAUGGGUAUGUGUACCUGUAUGUGUUUAUGUAUGAAUGUAGAAAGCAGUCAUUGUUUGUAGACUUCUGUUUCAGAUUCUUUUUGACAUGGUUUUAUUAUCACGUGCUCAAUUUGAAAUCAUUAUAGAAGACAUCCUUCAAAAACUAGCCUGAUUCUCAUCUUACUCAGGAAAUCUGAGGAUGGAAGGAAAUGCAUUUUAUUUCAGAUAGGAUGUCAUUAAGGCAUGCCACCCUAGCAUGGAAACAGAGCAUAGUCUUUGACUAUCUAGUGACUAUAGCUGUGGUCUGCUUUCCUCAGAUGGCAGACUUUUUUACACUCUAAUCAAUGUCAUAAAAUAAUUCUUCUCUCUGUGGCAUAAGAAUUUGACUUCUACAAUGCACAGUUGCCUAGGUUGCCAAGAAACGGCUAAUUAGCCAGCACUAAUACUGAAAUGUGACUUACUGAGAAUGGACAGAGGGGUUAUUGGCUUAUGCACUGUUUUACUCUUCAUAUUUGCUGCUUGUUAGUA
Molecule: messenger RNA, 1998 nt
Organism: Cygnus atratus (black swan)
Lineage: Eukaryota; Metazoa; Chordata; Aves; Anseriformes; Anatidae
Gene: XK
Product: X-linked Kx blood group antigen, Kell and VPS13A binding protein
Exons: 3
Coding region: 1-1335 (444 amino acids)
Cellular component (GO): membrane
Source: RefSeq, a predicted model, not a curated record